AUGCCAUACAAGCACCAGCAGAGCAAUGAUGAUGAAUCAGAUGACAAUGUUUUAACUAACGUAAUCCACCACCGAGCUGGUCACACCACCGAGCUGGUCAGCCACAACACCAACACCGAGUUUUUGACUAUUACUACCACCACCACCCACCACCACCUAAUGGCCGAUAUAUCUAGGGAGGAACGUCUUCAAUUGGCCCUUCAGGCCUAUAAAAAGGGCCAAUUUCCAUCAAUCCAAAAGGCUGCAGAUGCAUUUGACGUGCCUAAAAGCACCUUAAUAACACGUGUCAGUGGGACUACUUCUCGCAAAGAUUCAAUCGCCAAUUGUCGAAAAUUGACAGAGACUGAAGAGAAUACACUUUCAACAUGGAUU
This is a messenger RNA of Rasamsonia emersonii CBS 393.64, 372 nucleotides long. RefSeq lists its product as uncharacterized. Lineage: Eukaryota; Fungi; Ascomycota; Eurotiomycetes; Eurotiales; Trichocomaceae. Gene Ontology annotation, molecular function: DNA binding. The record is from RefSeq and is a predicted model, not a curated record. The annotation marks the transcript as partial. The transcript is spliced from 2 exons.